GGCGGUGCAAGAAGCGAUACAGGUUUGACCAACAGUCAGAUAAUUCGUGAUGGACUCCAGAUCUCGAAGACUUCCUUUUUGCCUUUCCACCUCGAGCUCUGCAUAUGCAAGUAGAUCGUCAGUCUCUCCCUCGUCACUGACCUCCAGUAGGUUGUACAAUAGAGACAGGGUACCGAGCAGUGAUUGCUUCCCAAGGGCAUCAUCAGCUUAUAAACCAGACCUAGCUCAUCAGAAUUAUUGUCACAUGAGUUCAUCCAGAGACUAUAGCAGCUCUGACAGUCGCCCCACCAGAUGGAAAUUGCCUUCUUCACUGACACCUUCCGCAAGAACGUAUGAGCGUCCUUGGACUGAAUCCUCCGUCAACAGCCGAAGCAAAUUGGGUGAAUCUGAGGGGAUGUUAGGAUUGAGCUCGGGGCUGAAAGCCAAUGCUGACGGCGAUUCUAAACGGGCCAAGCUUUCGUACAGCAACAGAGGACUGUACUCCAGUAUGGCCACUGCUUCAGCUACAGGAUCUGCUUUUGCCAGUAACAGUCUUAACAGUGACACAGGUGCAAGCGAAAAGAAAAGUGAGGACUUGUUGGCUUCACCAUGUUGGAGUUCAUGUCGUUUGCGGUCGCAGUCGUCAUCGUCGUCUUCAAAGCCACAGAUGUCCAGGAGGGAGCAUGAGCCAAAGCAUGAUGCCAGUCUCCCACGUUUGGGAGAAAGAAGAGUUAGAACUGCUGGACUGGCUUCCGCCUCAUAUCAGCCUGACAGGGUGACGUCCACAUAUGUGCAUGGUGCUCGUCCAAAAGAGCCUACCUACUCCUACUCCCCCUCUUCCACUACUAGGGAAAGCUCCUUUAGUCACCACCUCCCAUCUUCCGUUUCCCAGCGACCUUCUCUGGUGUGCGACUUGAACAACAGAUCUGCCCGUUUCUCUAACCGUUCCUCCAGCAUUCACUCGUUGGAGCAACAAACCGGAAAGUUUGAAUCCAUUUCCAAUUCCUCUUGCGCCUCCACCCAGACUUCAUGGUCCACCCCUCCUCUGGCCAGACGGGAAGCAGUGCUUGUUCCCAGAAUAGUCCCUGAAGCUGAAGAGGGCCGCAGGUCCACUCGACGCAUUUUGUCCCGUUUGUUUUCACGUCGUUCAAGCCAAGACUCUUCCAGUGGAUCUUCCAGCACUCGCUCUUUUGAUUCAUCGGAUGACGCUCCAUCAACUAACGGAGAGGCUGCAGAUGGCAAGGACAGAACCAGGAUGCGGAGUGUAGAACCCGACAUUAGAUGUUUGGACACAACAUUCUCUAGGAAUCUCAGAGUGGAUCUCUCACCCAUCCAGGAAAACCACAACGAUCCACAUCGUGGUAACCUGGCUCGAUCCAGAAUGGGACCUUGGAGAGAGUCUGUUGUAAGCAGUACUAGUAGCCCAAGUGGAGCAGGAAGCAAUUCCUCCUGGCUCACUACUUCUUUCCGUACACGCUGCCCUCCUCUUUUUUCACGCAACAGGAGGCAGGGUAGAGAUGAGAGUGCCUACUUGGCUGCAGAAUUGGAAGAUGAUUUCUGCCAUCCACAGUCAUUACUGAGGAGAUGGGAUGACCUGGAGCAUAAAUCAUCAGGGGAAGAUGACGAGGCGGAAGAAGAGCAAGGAGCAGUUGGUGUUGAGGUCUCUGGGGCAGCAUGUGCAAGUGGUGCUCUGGACGAAUCACUUCCUGAUCUUCAAAAUGUUCGGUCUUUGUUUUCACCACGUCCCAGAGUUGCAUUAUAUCAAGAUCUUUUAGUUCCAAUGGAUCCAGUGGAUGGUGCUGAGAGCCAUCUGGAUGGCCAGAAGGACAAGACUGCCUCCUGCAGGGAUCCAGAAAAGCUGCGCAAGAUCAAGGAGAGUCUGCUGCUGGAGGAUUCUGAUGAAGAAGGAGACCUGUGUCGUAUCUGCCAAAUGGGUGAAGAAUCUGCUUCCAACCCCUUGAUUGAACCCUGCAACUGCACAGGCAGCUUGCAAUACGUCCAUCAAGAAUGCAUCAAGAAGUGGCUUCACUCCAAAAUUAGCUCCGGCACUAACCUUGAGGGCAUCACAACAUGUGAACUCUGCAAGGAAAAGCUCCAUUUGAACAUAGAUAACUUUGACAUUAGAGAGUUAUACAGGACCCACGUGCAGUCUGAGUACGAUGACUUCAUCAGCAGCGGUCUGUAUCUGGUGGUGCUGUUGCAUUUCUGCGAGCAAAGAUUUGCUGAUGUCCUGGGAGCAGAGAACGAGGCAGGUUUGUUCAACCUGGCGAGAACUCUUCAUGAACAAGUGGAGAAUCUUGAAAGUAUUCCUCGUGAUGAGAGGGAUGAGGAUGACGAGGAUGACGACGUGCAUGACAACAGACCGUCUAUCGAAUUUUCUGACCUGGAUGAUGAUCUUGAGGAUGAGUAUUGAUUAUGUAAACCUGGUAGGACAAAGGCUUAAGAAACUUGCAGCAUAAGGACUGAACUUGCUCCUUCAUGUCAUAGUUAGCUUUUUUUUUUUUUUUUCAUUUUUAUGUGAAAAUGCCAAGUGUGCACAUGUUCUGCAGAUAUGCAAAUGUGAAGGAAUUUAAUUGAGAAAUACUUUGAUAAACACCACUGAAUUUCACUCAGUGUACUUUUUAAAAAAAAAAAAAAAAAUUCAAGUUAAAUAAAAAUGCAACAGAUAUGAACUCUUAAACCGUGAGUGCUUUAAUGUUUAAUUGGGUGGAAGCAUAAGACUUUCUUCAGAGUGCUGGUUCAAUCUGGAUUAUUGCAUAUCUUAUUCAAUCUGAUCUUACUGAUUGUCCACAUUUUGUGUGUGUGUAUAAUGUAAUAUAUAAACACACAAAGAGAAAGUGAUGGGAUCCGAUCUGUGUGUCCAUGUGACAUUCACGUUUAAAUCUUAUUCACAUUAGUUGCUGUAGUAAUGCAGGUACACACAUGGAAACAGUCACAUGACUGCUGUCGGUGUCACUCUGCUGUUCACAUGCUGCACCUUUUCUCACAGAGCGCUGACUAAUCAGGAUUAUCAUCUCAGUUGAUGGUAAGUUUGUCAGUAUUUUCAUUAUAUGCUUGUGCUGCUGUCAGGUGACGGCCGUGAUCGUACCCAGACAUACAGAAAUGAUUUUGCCCUAAUUUGCUCCAAAACAUGGCCAAAGAAUACACCCUGUUGAAUGAAGGGGGGGGGGGGGGCUUCCACACCGGUGUCACUGAGUAACGUUCACAGCGGAAGCUUUACGUGCCGCAAAAAGUCACUGAUUUAACAAAACACCAAGAAUUCCACCUGAGAAUCAAGACCAAAAAAUAGGAUUCUGAUCUCAUCUCAAACUUCCUAGGAAUGAGGUUUGAAACUGAUUUGGAAAAAACUGACUGUGCAGAGUUUGUCGGUUCAGACGAGUAACAUGAGGUCAGAUUUGUAUUGGAUUUGCACAUAAAUCAGAGUUUUACUGGCAGUUUGAAUAAGUCCAAAGUGACAAAGUGGAUGAGUGACAUUUGAAUGUUUUGUCACAUCUGAGAAAAGGUGAAAGCUGAAAUUUUAUUUUUAUGACUUUGCCCAGUGAUAAAAUAAAAGAAUACUUAAAGAAAGAAAGUAUUGUUUCACAUCUACGUUGACAGAUUGGCUUUAUUUGUAUUGUUUGAAUUGAAAUGUGUGUAAAACUAGUUUCAUGCUUUCAAUUUUGGGAAUAAAGAUUUGAAUGCAAACCCUGA
Messenger RNA from Thalassophryne amazonica, 3669 nucleotides. RefSeq names its product membrane-associated ring finger (C3HC4) 7 (gene marchf7). The record is from RefSeq and is a predicted model, not a curated record. NCBI's taxonomy places the organism in Eukaryota, Metazoa, Chordata, Actinopteri, Batrachoidiformes, Batrachoididae. Gene Ontology annotation, molecular function: zinc ion binding.